Messenger RNA from Wasmannia auropunctata (little fire ant), 295 nucleotides. RefSeq names its product elongation of very long chain fatty acids protein 4-like. NCBI's taxonomy places the organism in Eukaryota, Metazoa, Arthropoda, Insecta, Hymenoptera, Formicidae. Gene Ontology annotation, molecular function: fatty acid elongase activity. The record is from RefSeq and is a predicted model, not a curated record. The transcript is spliced from 2 exons. Gene Ontology annotation, cellular component: membrane. The annotation marks the transcript as partial.
GAAACACAUUUGCUAAAGUGAAAUUAUGGCUCAAUUGGAAAUUAAUCAUUAUACUUCAGAAAUGGCUAAUUUCCCAGAUGCAGGAAUAAUAAAGUGGUCAUUGAUAUUCUCGCCGAUGACAAUGAUUUUUCUAUCGCUAGCCUAUCUGAGCUUCGUCUACUUCAUUGGCCCGCAAUUUAUGAAAAACAGACAACCGUACUCGUUGAAAACGUUCAUGCAGUUUUAUAAUAUUUUUCAAAUUAUUGCAAAUUUUUGGCUAGUGUCCAACAUUUAUAUAUAUGGUAGACCAAUUGCU